Helianthus annuus (common sunflower) is the source of this 2173-nucleotide messenger RNA. RefSeq names its product coilin. Gene Ontology annotation, biological process: spliceosomal snRNP assembly. Bases 129 to 1985 code for a protein of 618 amino acids. Gene Ontology annotation, molecular function: U2 snRNA binding; U1 snRNA binding. NCBI's taxonomy places the organism in Eukaryota, Viridiplantae, Streptophyta, Magnoliopsida, Asterales, Asteraceae. The transcript is spliced from 13 exons. The record is from RefSeq and is a predicted model, not a curated record. Gene Ontology annotation, cellular component: Cajal body.
UAUAGCAAACGACGUCGUAGCAAUAGGAAGAGGGAUACAAUACCAAGGGUUUAGGAUGGUGGGGUUUUAGAGCGGUGGCGCACGGCGGUCCUCUCUCCAACCACCAGUCAAACCGUCAUCAACCACCAAUGGAGACGCAGGCGUUAAGGAUUCGUGUGGCGUUCGACGAUUGUUCGGUUCUUAACCUAGCUCAACGAUCCGACGGCAUGAACAACAGCUGGAUGCUAAUCGAACCGAAUCAACAUCCCAAAAUCUCCGACGUAUGCAGCCGUGUUAUCCACCAGUUCAACCUUCUCAGUUCGUGCCCUAACGGCGUCGUUCUUUAUAUGGAAGGCUUUGUGUUACCACCAUCUGAGUCGAUUCGAAUCUUGAAGGAUAAUGAUAUCAUUUGUGUGAAAAGGAAAGGGGUGGCGUUGGCUGAAGCGGUAGAGGGGGCAGAUGCAUGUAAAUUGCUCAAUGAUGAUGUCAGAAAAAAGGAACCGGUGGAUAACGGCAUGCUACUUCUAGCCAAUGAAGAGUUUGAUAAAGAAACCGGAGGGUACCGAAGUGAAUACGAGGUGGAAAAGUCCGAAGAUGAACCUUCGCCAAAGGAAACAUCUUCUAAGAAAAGAAAAGCCUCAACAAAACUUCGAAGGUCAAAGAAGAAGAAACACCGAUUGGCUGAAACGGAUGGUGUUGAAGAUAAAGUUCCAGCAGAGGAUAACGGCGUUAAUGAUGAUGGGGGCCUUUCCAAGAAAAUCAUUAACAAAAAGAUCAAACCAAACAAGAAGAAGAGUAAACCAAAUGACGAGAUAAAAAAGGAAAAUGCUGAAACAAGUGACAAAAAUAUUGAAGAUGAUGUUGAAGGAGUCGAACACGUGUCUUCUGCACGUGAUGGGACUAAAAAGGGCCCUAGUAGAAGUGCUAGAAGGAAAAAGGCUAAAAGACAAUGGAGGCGGGAAGCUGCUAAACGUGAACUGAAUCCCGAUACCCAUGUGGAGCCAGAAAUAUCCAAAACCGAAAACAAAGAGGCUACUGGCGGACCCUUAAAACAAGAUCAGGUGCCUGUAGAAGUUAAGCAUGAGGAGAUUAUAGAACAAGGAAUAAACGAUAAUGAUAAUGGAGUAACGAAACUCGUUCCGAGUGUAGUCAGGCCAGGACAUAUUCGCUUUGAACCUCUUGAUGAAGAUGAAGAUGCAAAGCAGAUCGAAGUACCAGAUGUACCUUUUCAGUGGAACGGUAUUACCAGCAAGAAAAAGGGUCAAAAAUGGGGUUUAGAAACGUCUUCAUCUUCUAAAAUGGAUUACUCUCAAAAAGCAACCGAAGAACCCUCUGCAAUGGUAAUGGAAGACGCACAAGUACCUUUAGUUGACUCCAUUUCCUUUGAACAGCUUCCUCUAUGCAGCUCACCUAAGGCAGAUGAUGUCAUCGCAUACCGUGUUGUUGAGUUAUCGUCUUCUUGGACCCCUGAGCUCUCUUCUUUUAGGGUUGGGAAAAUAUCAUUUUAUGAUGGCGAUAACAUUGUUUUGAUGCCGGUUCCUGAAUAUCCCAUUGUAUUAGACAAAAUGGAAAUGGAUGAAGGCGGUCCAGACAACAACUCUCUUUAUAAAGAAGAUGGUAGUUUGGAGAUAAAUUUCGCGGCUCUUGCUGAUGUACGCAGUCUCAAGCAAAGUAAUUCAGAUGCUGUGAAAGCGGUCAGUAACGGAGUUAAUCAAACUGCUCAUGGUGAUAAAAAGAAUGCUGCAUCAAAUUUGACGUGUAAAAGUAACGAGAGGAAAGAAAUUAUCUCCAAAGAUCCUAGUCCAGCUCAACCAUUGGCAGGAAACAAAGAAGGUAACACGUGGGCUGAAAUCCAGGAGCUUUUAAGUGCGAAGAAAUCAGAACUGUUGGAAUCUAAUGAAGAGAUGAAAAAAGAUUCCGGGUGGAAUAAAUGGUCGUACAGAGCCUUAAGAGGCAGCGCACUUGGUCCAACAAUAUCCUUAUUACGAUCAGAAAACGACAGUUGAAAGAAUUGCACUCUGUUUUAUAUCUAUGUAGUGGUUUACAACUGGUUUAAUCUGUAUAUCGGUGAUAUUUGAGAUGGUUUAAUCAAACCCUUUGCGUGGGCUUCUUACUGUUCGUAACAGUUUACCGGUUAUAAACAUGUAAUUCGAACUGGUAAAAGUAGUAAACAUAUGGCAUGGUUUUUGGUUCA